Messenger RNA from Suillus paluster, 990 nucleotides. Its product is annotated as histone 2A. Bases 233 to 685 code for a protein of 150 amino acids. The transcript is spliced from 4 exons. The record is from RefSeq and is a predicted model, not a curated record. Lineage: Eukaryota; Fungi; Basidiomycota; Agaricomycetes; Boletales; Suillaceae. Gene Ontology annotation, molecular function: protein heterodimerization activity; DNA binding; structural constituent of chromatin. Gene Ontology annotation, cellular component: nucleosome.
CCCUAAACAAAGACGCGACUCUGCUUCUUACUGCCAUCAUAACAACCUUCGCGUCCUUGUUGACUUCAUUUCUCACAUUCGCUGAUCAGUGCUUGCCCCACUCAAAUAGUCUCAGCAACUACACCCCUUGAGCUCUUCGUGCCCAUACCAACGUGUUUGCUCAGUGUCCAACUAUUUGUGUACAUCGGACCUUCCUCGAAUAGAAACCUUUUGACAUUCCAUUCUCCCUCUCAUGGCACCCAAAACUACCGGAGGGAAGUCUAAGUCGGGCGCACCCACUCAAGCAGCAGGAGGGGUUGCAGGGUCUGGUGCCACUACGACACCAAGAACGAUACAGACUCGUAGCCAGAAAGCUGGGCUCCAGUUUCCUGUCGGUCGUAUCCAUCGUUAUCUGAAACAGCGUACGCAGCACAAUGUGCGUAUUGGAGCAAAGGCUGCCGUCUACACCAGCGCAAUAUUGGAGUAUCUCACUGCUGAAGUGCUUGAACUUGCCGGAAAUGCAUCGAAGGACUUGCGCGUGAAGCGUAUAACGCCGCGGCACUUGCAGCUUGCCAUUCGAGGAGAUGAAGAACUCGAUAUCCUUGUCCGCGCAACAAUCGCCGGAGGCGGUGUAUUGCCAUUUAUCCACAAGAGCUUGACAGCUAGUACGGGCAAGAGCAAGAAGCUCGAGGGACAACAGCAGUAAUUGCCGUUGGAAUGUUACAGCGGGCGUUGAUUUUAUCUAUUCACGCUGUGAGCGCGGCAAUCAGCUGAACUAACUUUAUUUUACUCCUGUUUGUGUUACUUGCAUCUGUAGUUUGUUUUGUGUCGAAUACAUGAAUGAGACUGUCUGAUCGGCAGUUUACCAACUGCUGACUUCGUCUCUAUCUGUACGUUCCUUCCUUAAGUCCAGAAGAAUAGUGUCCAACUUUAUCGUGCUACAAUUCGAUCGUGAAAUGUACAAAAUAAUUUCCAGAGUCUACUUGCAUGUAUUGUAGCAUUUCCUCAAUC